Molecule: messenger RNA, 2420 nt
Organism: Paramisgurnus dabryanus
Lineage: Eukaryota; Metazoa; Chordata; Actinopteri; Cypriniformes; Cobitidae
Source: RefSeq, a predicted model, not a curated record
GUAGAAUACGAGGGUUUGAAGCACGAAAUUAAAGUCCUUGAGGAGGAGACGGUGCUCCUCAACAGCCAGCUAGAGGACGCCUUGCGUUUGAAAGACAUUUCUGAGGGCCAGUUAGAUGAGGCACUGGACGCGCUGAAGAAUGAGAGAGAACAAAAGAACAACCUGAGAAAGGAACUUUCCCAUCAUCUCAGCCUGACAGACAGCGUGUAUGGACCCAGCACCCACCUGACCAUCUCUGCCGUGGAGGGGCUGAAGUUUUCAGAUGAGACAGCAAACAUUUCUGCCUCCGGGUCAAGUCCCAAUAAUGAGGAUAGUAACCGGUGUAAUGAGUCUAAUGGGCACGGACUGAAGUUGAAUGGUGAAUUCCAUCGACCUGGAGGCAGAAAAGGCGAAGUGCUGCACCCUGUAUCUGAUCUCUUCAGUGAGCUGAACCUGUCCGAGAUACAGAAACUCAAACAACAGCUAUUGCAGGUGGAGCGAGAAAAGGCAUCUCUGCUUACCAACCUGCAGGAGUCUCAAACUCAACUACAACAUACACAGGGUGCUUUAACAGAGCAGCACAUGCGCGUUCACCGCCUCACCGAAAGUGUCAAUGCCAUGAAGCGUCUCCAUAGCGACAAGGAGUUUGACACGGAGGAGACCGAAAAGUGUGAUGGGCUCUUUAACGGUUGCUGUGAGUAUGAGACGGACACCAAUGGAAUAGAGAUCCUAGAGUGUAAAUAUCGAGUCGCCGUUACUGAGGUCAUUGACUUGAAGGCAGAGCUUAAAGCCUUAAAAGAAAAGUAUAACCAAUCUGUGGAGAGCCAAUCAGAAGAGUGCAACCGCAGAGAAGGAAAGGUCAAAGCUCUGGAAGAGCAGGUGAAGCGUUUGGAGAAAGCUUGCCGUGAGGGCAGAGAGCGUGUUAAUAGCCUGGAAGCGGAGCUUCAGGGCACUUUGGGUGUGGCUAAUGAGAGUAACAGUAUGUUGAAUGCUGCUCAGGAUGAGCUGGUUACGUUUAGCGAGGAACUCGCUCAGCUUUACCAUCACGUCUGCUUGUGCAACAACGAGACGCCAAAUCGCGUCAUGCUGGACUACUACCGUCAGAGCAAAGUCACGCGAAGCGGAAGUCUCAAAGGCACGGAUGACCCAAGAGCCCUGCUUUCUCCACGGCUAGCUCGCCGUCUUGCUGCCAUUAACUCAUCAGACAUGUCCAAGAGUCCUCAAGAUUCUCCAUCAAAGGAACCCAUGGGAGAAGGAUCGGGAAGUCCCAACAAAACCCCAUUCGGUUCCCCAGUCCACUCUUCAUUACUCUCCGCCUCCCCGGUGCCAGAGACCGGAGAUCUCCGCAAGGAGCCCAUGAACAUCUACAACCUUAACGCCAUCAUCCGUGACCAGAUUAAACAUCUGCAGAAGGCCGUCGACAGAUCGCUCCAGCUGUCCAGGCAGAGAGCUGCAGCACAAGAGUUGGCGCCCAUUUUGGAUAAAGACAAGGAAGCCUGCAUGGAGGAGAUCUUGAAGCUCAAAUCCCUCCUGAGCACCAAGAGAGAGCAGAUUGCCACCUUACGCCUUGUCCUCAAAGCCAAUAAACAGACGGCAGAGGUGGCCUUGGCUAACCUGAAGAGUAAAUAUGAGAACGAGAAGACCAUGGUGGUGGAGACAAUGAUGAAGCUUAGAAAUGAACUGAAGGCUCUUAAAGAAGACGCAGCUACCUUUUCCUCACUGAGGGCGAUGUUUGCCACAAGAUGUGAUGAGUAUGUUACUCAACUAGAUGAGAUGCAGAGGCAGCUGGCAGCCGCAGAAGAUGAAAAGAAAACUCUGAACUCGCUGCUCCGUAUGGCCAUUCAACAGAAACUGGCGCUGACCCAGCGGCUGGAGGACCUGGAAUUCGACAACGAGCAGUCACGCUCUGGCCGCGGAGGGAAAUCGGUACGAUUCAGGAGCAGCCCUCAAAAAUUUCUCUUAGAUUGUCACCAGUCUGCUGUCUCAGUACCGUCCACCUCCUCACAACUGAGACAUGGGGGGCCAUCGACAGGCAAAAGUAGUCCUAAUGUUUUGUUAGCUCUUCAAGAUGACCAGACACCUGAGACCAGAUCCAGACUUCCAUGUGACCCUUUCAAGUGUCUGGCCCAUCACUCUCACCUUGUUGGAUAGGAGGGGGGCACAUCAGCAACCCAGCCAAUCAGGAGCUCCUCUUGUUGUGUGAUCCUGUCCUAACUUUACCCUCAAACACUGAGACCCAUGAAUAGGUUGUAAUUAAUGCUUAGGGUAAAUAUAGGAAAAUUGUUUAUUUGCACUUAUUUUACACUUUAUCUAUUUAUCUUAUUUAUUUUUCUAUUUAAACUUAUUUAUUUGUUUAAGUAAGGUGCGUAUGAUAUGGAUUUACUUACAGUUCUGCUCCAAAAAAGCCCUUUUUACUUUAUUGACUAUAAUCUGUCUGUAAA